This is a messenger RNA of Salvelinus sp. IW2-2015, 5456 nucleotides long. The record is from RefSeq and is a predicted model, not a curated record. NCBI's taxonomy places the organism in Eukaryota, Metazoa, Chordata, Actinopteri, Salmoniformes, Salmonidae.
UGUCUGCUCGUUGGACAGAGGUGAUCACGUACUGCUGGAGCUGAACUCCAACGCCAAAAGGGAUUUGACUUGUGGUGAGGAAAGACGCCCUGCGGGCCAUGGGUUUCAGUGGCCUUCCUGUGGGAUUCUAUCGACUGAGUUGUAUUUUUCUAUUCUUCACAGACCUGCUGCUGGCAGCGCAGGUGUAACUACCAGGUUAGGACUUCCUGAGGAAGCUGUGAACUCAGAGGAACAGGAUUCACUCUGAAGACUCAGAUCCCAUUGACAGGAACCACUGACACAACCUACUGACACCAGGAUCCACUGACACCAGGAUAUAUUGACCACCAGUACCCACUGACACCAGGAUCCACUGACACCAGAUCUCACUGAUCGUACCCAUGGCCAUGUACCAGCAGGCAGCUGACUCCAAGCAGCAGGACAACAUCUUCUCCAGCGGGGUCAUGGAGGAGUCUGAGGUCUYCUCUGUGCCUGGGGGGCUCGCCAGCAUCAGGGCACAAUUCGAGACCCAGGAAACUGCAACAUCGCACAACGUCACCCAGUUCCUCUUCCACCACAGAGCUGUGCAGGAAGUGGAAUUGAACUCUGAGUUGACAAUGAGGAGCAGUUCCAGGGAAGUCAUCCCAGCCUCUCAGCAGGCUAUUUUCCACCAGGAUGAACAGGUCACACAUGAAGAAAACUUGGCCUCCAGUUAUGAAGCAGAGGAGGAAGGUCCUAGACUUACAACCAAGGAAUUGAGAGAUCAUUUUGAGAGAACCAUUGAGGAAGCUGCCCCAAGCAAGCCAAUGAAGAUUGGCCGAGCUGACAUCAAUAGGUCUCAGUGGGCCUCAAAUGUAUCACAAAAACAAGUCUCAACAAGUGAGAUACACAAUUUAUCGUCAAGUAAUAUACAGAAUUUCUCAUCAAGUGAGAUACAUAAUGUGUCAUCAAGUGAGAUAUGGGAAGAUUCUGCUACUGAAGCAAUAGAGGACACAUCUGCUGUUGACUACGAGAACACAGAAUAUUUCCCUCCGCCACCUCCAGAAGACUUAGAGUACCUCCCACCUCCACCCCCAGACUUACUACAGGUCCCAUCAGAAAGUCCAGAUAUGCCAGUUGAGUGCUACUACUCACCUGAGCCUCCGGAAUCAGCUUACCCCUCUAAAUGUCCACUCAGUAGACAGGAAUACUUCAGGCAGAGAAACCAGUAUGAGUUGAAGCGCCUUUACAAGCAUAUCCAUCCUGAGGUGCGUAAAAACCUAGAGAUGUAUAGUGAUGCGGCUGAGUAUGAGAACACCCGACAGGGGAGUCAGGAGGAGUUCACAGGGGAGACCAGYUAUAUAUACGAGGAUAACGGUAGCAGCCCCAARGACUGRAUUAGCCCAGAAGAAGAAUACCUGGAAUGGGACGAGAUCCUCAGAGGGGAGGUCCAAUCAAUGCGCUGGAUGUUUGAGAACAAACCUCUGGAUGCCAUCAAAGACGACGCCUCAAAUGAGGGUGACGCCCAAAACAUGGAACAGGAGAUGAUUGUUGGGAGUGAUGUAAGAAGCAAAGCGUGGAUGUUUGAGACCAAGCCCAUGGACGCAUUGGGAUCAGACAACAUAGCUUCAACUAAAUAUAGAAACAGAUUCAAUACGUUGGACAAAGGAGAUGUCCGUGCUGCAGCCUGGUUGUUUGAAAACCAGCCUAUGGAGACCCUGAACAAAAUGCAUGGCGAUGAAGAGCUAACCAAAGAGAUAGUAUUUACCCAGGAAGAUGGCAGCUCUACCAUACACAUGCUUGAAUCUCAGUACAUGGACACUUUAGGUCAUACUGAGACCAUUGAUGACAGUCACCUCCUGAGUCUGAGGUCAGCGCUUGAGGAUAUAAAGGGAGAAGUGAAGACGAUCACAAGCACAUUUGAGACUCAGUUUAUAUGCGUCCUCAUGGGACAGUCAGGCCAGAUGUUGGAGAUAACAUCUAUACGCAAAGUGGAGACUGUGAAGGGGGAAACAAGAACAUCAACCUGGCUUUUUGAUACUCAAGCCCUGGACAUGACUAAUAGACUCCCUGCCCCAGUGAAACUUGUGUGUAGCCUGUCCAUGGAAGACAACUAUAAAGGAGAUGUUUACAGGGGUAGAUGGUUGUUUGAGACAAAGACCUUAGACUCCAUUAACACAGAUGAAUGGGAAAGCUCAACACUGCAAAAGGAAGAGAUAAURGGAGCUGAUGUCCAAAAACAUUGCRUAGCGUUUGAAACUCAGCCAAUGGAUUCUCUGAAAGAUGAUUCAAAUGCUAGACCCCCGACUAUCGAAGAAGUUAUUGGCGGUAAUGUUAGAUCUGCAAGACACUUCUUUGAGACUAGUCCCAAGGCAGCUUUGAAGGAUAUCAAUGAGGUAGGGAGGCUCAAAAAGGUAGUGGCAGCUGAAGAAGAGAAGGGUGAUGUAAGGCACCAAAAAUGGAUGUUUGAGAAUGAACGACUAGAGAACAUAAGAGAUGAGAAGAAGGAGAUUAUUCGUACUGUGAACUUUGAAAAUCUGACUGAAGAGGAAGGUACAAGCUACAAUGCAGAUGUCCGUAAGAAUUGCAUGGUAUUUGAGACUCAGCCAAUGGACACUUUGAAAGACGAUUCAAAUGUUAGAGCCUUUUCAAAGACGGAAAUUGUCAGAGGCAAUGUCAGAUCAGCUAAACAUUACUUUGAAACUGCUCCAGCUGACAAUUUAAAAGACCUUGCUGAGGUUGGGAAACUACAAAAAAUGGUGAGACUUGAUGAAGAGAAGGGGGAUGUGAGACACCAGAAGUGGGUUUUCGAAAGUCAACCCCUGGAGCACAUUCAAGAGGAAAAGAAGGAAGUCGUUCGAACCAUUAACCUGGAGGAAAUCGAUAAAGUGGAUGUCUCAAACUKCAAGCAAAUAUUUGAAACCACAGACUUAACCAGAUGGGAUGAAUCUCAAAAGAUACUCGUGGAGGGUGUAACAUGUGGCUCUGUGAAAUCUAACAAACAUCUGUUUGAGUCUACACCAAUGUACGCCAUGCAAGACAGCUCUGGACAUUACCAUGAAGUGAAAACAGUGCAUCGGGAAGAGGUUGUCAAGGGAGACGUCACAAGCUGCAAAUGGAUGUUUGAAACACGCCCCAUUGACCAGUUUGAUGAAAGUAUCACCAAUUACCAAAUUAUUAAAGGAAUAUCCAAAGAAGUAGAGUCUGGUGAUGUUAAAACUGCCAAGUGGCUGUUUGAAACACAGCCUCUUGAUGCAAUUAAAUACUUCAGCAAUAUUGAAGAUGAGGAAACUACAACUAAGGAAAGUGUUGAGAUUGUAAAAGGUGAUGUUAAAACUGGUAAGUGGUUAUUCGAGACUAAACUAAUGAAUGUCCCAUACGAGAAGGAUGAGUUGAAGAGUGAAAAUGAAAGUGAGGAGGUACACAAAGGAGAUGUAAAAACCUGCACAUGGUUGUUUGAGACAAAGGCACUUGACACUAUCCAUGAUGAAACCGAAACUGUUCUACAAACAUGCACAGUAAAUCAAGAAGAUGUCCAGGGCAAAAAUGUACGAAUGGCUCGUUUUCUAUUUGAGACAGAAAAACUUGAGAAUAUCACAGGGGAGGAUGAAAGCUUUAAGAGGGUUACUGAUAUAGACAUUCAGUCAGGAGAUGUGAAUAGAAUAAAGUAUAUCUUUGAGAACCAGUCCUCUGAUAUCAUGACCUCAACAUCUGAGGAGGUUAUGCAAAUGCUCAAAACUACACAAUCAGAGGACAUCCAGAAGGGAAAUGUGGUGAACUGCAAAUGGCUCUUUGAGAACCAGUCGAUAGAUGCCAUACAUGAUACCCAAGAAGAGGCUCUGGAGACCCGCACUGUGAUGGAUGUACAAGGAGGUAAUGUGGACAAAGGCCGUUUCAUUUUUGAGACCUACUCCUUGGACAAAAUCCAGGAGGUGUCCUCAGAGACAGAGACCGAUAUCACAAAGUUGCAGAAAAUCACCCGUGAAGAGGAAGAGAAAGGGGAUGUAAGGAACUACACCAUGAUGUUUGAAACUCAGCCUCUUUAUGCCAUUCAAGACAAACAGGGUCAUUAUCAUGAGGUCACCACUGUCACAAGCGAGGAGAUAUUGAAGGGUGAUGUGAUSGGGUCCCGGUGGUUGUUUGAAACCAAGCCUCUUGAUUCUAUCAGGGAUACAGAUGAAGUCUAUAUCAUCAAAUCUGUCACACAGGAGGAUGUUCAGAAAGGAGAUGUUACUUCAGCCAAGUGGAGAUUUGAAACACAACCUCUUGAUACGAUUGCAGAGGACAUAAAAAUGUCAGUUAAAACCGUUGAAGAUAUUCAAGGAGGAGAUGUUAGAAUGAAUAAACAGCGUUUUGAAUCUGAUGAGCUGUCACAGAAGUCUGUGCGAACCGUUAAUGUGAGUGAAAUCCAAAAAGGUGAUGUCAGGACAGCAAAAUGGAUGUUUGAAACUCAAACAAUGGAUAAAAUACGUAGCCAGAGCGAAGAGAAUUUAAUAGAAACCGUCAUGAAAGAGGAGGUCCUAAAGGGAGAUGUUAGACAAUCAGUGUGGCUCUUUGAACAGAAUCCCCUUGACCAUAUAAAGGAGGUAGAUGAGGAUAAUACAGUAGUUGUUCAAGAGGAGAUCCCCAAAGCCGAUGUAAAGACAACAACAUGGCUGUUUGAAACAACUCCGUUCCAUGACUUUAAUGAGAACAGUGUUGAGAAGUCAGAAAUCCUGGGUAAAAGUAUCAAAGGAACCCUUGAGGAACUUUAUAGCCAGAAAAUGGUUAAUUCAAAAGGAAUACUCAUUGAAGCAGAUGAAAUUGGGGACGUUAGAAUGGCAAAAUACCAGCUAAUGAAUACGGAUUCUCCAGAGAUCCAAAGAGAGGAAAUCAUCAGCGGGGAUCUGAACAACAUUAUGAUGAAUCUUUUGAACCGUCGGGAAACAAUUGAAAGGGGAGUAGUGGUAGAGUCAGAGGAGAAGGGUAAUAUCAGUACAACAGUGCAUCAAUUGUUCAACCAAGAGAGGGGCAUCAAUGUGGAAAAGGAGGAAAUAUUAAGAGGUGACAUCCAGGAAGCUGUAAACAAUCUUCUCAAGGAGGGAGGAUCUGCUAAACGUGGUAUACUCCUUCUGUGUAGAUGUCGCAAAUCAGUCAAGACUCCCAAAGAGGUGGAAAAGACAGAGAUUGUCCACGGCAACAUCAAAGGGGCACUGAAGUCCCUAGAGAAAUCGGCAACCUCCAAAGUUGAAGUUGUCAUCGAAGAUUUAGUUCCUGGAGACAUCAAAGCUUCUCCAAGAAUGACACGGAGGCCCAGCUUCGAGGGUGAUGUGAAAAUGUCCAUUAAGUCACUCUACGAGACACAUGAGGUGCAUGAGACAGGGGAGGAACAAACUCAACCAGAGAAAGAGGAGGUGAUAAAGGGUGAUGUUAAAGGCACAAUCAAAUCCUUGCUGGAAUCAGCUCAGCGUGCAGCUCCUAAAAUCAGAGUGGGAGCUAGAAGGUCAAAGUCCCUGUGA